Molecule: messenger RNA, 2006 nt
Organism: Scophthalmus maximus (turbot)
Lineage: Eukaryota; Metazoa; Chordata; Actinopteri; Pleuronectiformes; Scophthalmidae
Gene: xpa
Product: xeroderma pigmentosum, complementation group A
Exons: 5
Coding region: 139-966 (275 amino acids)
Biological process (GO): base-excision repair; nucleotide-excision repair, DNA damage recognition; nucleotide-excision repair involved in interstrand cross-link repair
Cellular component (GO): nucleotide-excision repair factor 1 complex
Molecular function (GO): damaged DNA binding
Source: RefSeq, a predicted model, not a curated record
AACAGAAGAAAGAGAAGCAACCGGAAACAAUGUCGCUGCCACUUUGUUUUGGAGCCACACUUGUAACAACGAUGGGACUCGGUUGUCUGUAGUCAUUUCAUCCAUUACCAUGCGGUGAUCGCUGUCUGAGGACACAACAUGGAUCCCUCGGAGUCAGAGGUCGUGGACGCGGCUGGUCUGGACCCGGAGCGGAGUCCUAAACCCGAGCUCUCUGCAGCUAUGCGCGCUAAAAUCGAGAGGAACCGGCAGCGAGCGUUGAUGCUGCGGCAAGCCCGGUUAGCGAGCCGCCCUUCGUCCGCCGCGGAGGGGGCGACCUCGGCCAAAGUCUCCAGGACCAUCGACUCCGGCGCCGGCUUCUUCAUCGAGGAGGAGGAGGACGGAGAGGAAGAGCAAAGGGCCAGGAAGGUGGUGCACCAGCCAGCUCCAGUGAUCGAGCUGGACUACCUGGUGUGCGAUGACUGUCAAAAACCCUUUAUGGACUCAUACCUCAGCAACAGCUUUGACCUGUCUGUGUGUGACACGUGCAGAGACAACGAGGAGAAGCACAAGCUCAUCUCCAGAACUGAAGCCAAGCAGCACUACCUGCUGAAGGACUGUGACCUGGACAAGCGAGAGCCUCCACUCAGGUUUACGCUGAAGAAAAACCCUCACAACCCACGCUGGGGAGAUAUGAAGCUCUACCUCAAACUACAGGUGGAGAAAAGAUGUAUGGAGGUGUGGGGUUCGGAGGAGGCUCUGGAGGAGGCCAGGGAGACGAGGGAAGAGAACAAAGAGACGCAGAAACAAAAACGCUUCAACAAGAAGGUCAAAGAGCUGCGGAGGGCAGUCAGGAGCAGCAUGUGGACAAAAGACACCAGCGUUCACCAACAUCAGUACGGACCGGAGGAGGUGGUGGAUCCAGAGGAGGACCUCUACAAGAAAACCUGCACCACCUGCGGACAUGAACUCACCUACGAGAAGAUGUAGAAGGCACGCACACACACACACACACACACACACACACACACACACUGAGAAUAUAUUUGGUGCUUCUGUGGGGAACCAUGCCUCUCACAAACCAUUUCUACCUCCAGUAUUAUUCUUGGUUAUUUAUUUUCCUUGCUCAUUAAUAAAAUGUGCCAUCUUGCCUCUCAUCAUGCAAUACAGACAUUCUGCCAUCAUCCAUCAUUGGAUAAAGAUGUAGUGAUUCAUAGUAGAGCCCGACCGAUAUAUCGAUUGGCCGCUAAUAUCGGCCGAUAUUAGCCUUACAGACAUAUCGGUAUCGGACGAUAUUUUAAGAGCCCGUCCGAUAUUAUCGGCCAACUGAUUUGAGCCUUUAAAUGUGCAUUUAUGUUUUCCAUUUUAUGUAAAAUAGAUGUUUGUUAUAAGUUCUAUGUAUUUGGAUGUAUUUGUAUUCUCCAUUCAUAGUUGUUCAUGAUAAAAUUUAUGGUUAAACUAAAAUAUCAAGCCUCAAUUACAUGUCUUUGUCAUAAAGGUUUGAUAACAUCUUAAAAAUUAAAUUAAAUUAUAUGGUACUCCCAAAUAUCGAUAUCGGCAUCGGCUCCCAGAAAUCCAUAUCGGUCUGGCUCUAGUUCAUAGACAUUUGUCUGGUCUGAAGUUGCUGGGAAAUGGUUAUGUGAUAUUACACUAUUUCAGACGGUUUUCUGUUUAUAUCUUUGUUUUUACAUAAUGUAAAAGUUAUCACCUGAAAGCUAAUUCGAGUUAAAAUCUAAAAUUUAUGAAAUGCAAAAAAACAACAGGUUAGUGUUUAUUGGUAUGUUUGUACCAAUGUUUUUGAAAAAGGGGAAACCAUGAAGUUUUGCCUUAGAACCACUAGUUAAAGUUAGAAAUGUGCUGUUUUGACCUGUGGUCAGCCAGACAACGCGUUGGUGCUCCGUUUUUUAUAGUAACGUAUUGAUGUAAAAAUGUAUUCCUAAUCCUGGUGAGGUUUGCAUUUGAAUUCUUAUCUUCAAACAGAUUUUGUUGAAUAAAUCAAUUCAGGGAUUUGCUCUUGAAUUUCUCGGUUU